GGUGAGGACGACGGGCAUUGAUCCGCGCGCCUCGCGCCUCUUCACGUGAAGCCCGCGCUCCUCUGGCUGCCGGCCACGCCGCGGUAUUUAUAGACAACAAACAAAAAAAGCGAGCCGCGAUCACCACUCAGGGGGAGAAGAAGAAGAAGAAGAAGAGGAAGAAGAAGAAGACGCGUCCUCAGACCACCUUCGAAAACCCUGCAAACUGAGUGGAGGAGCGAGUGGGAGCGGCUGGAUUCGGAGGAUCCACCUGAACGAUGAAGGAACAAGCAUUAUGGUGACGCCCCCGCCCGCCAUCCCCCGUAGAGAUGCUCGCCAGUUCAGACCAGUCCCUCUCCCGCUCCCUCUCGCCCGGCCCCCUGUCCCCGUCCGGCUCCGGUCCAGGUGGAAGGACGCACGUGCAGUCCUCCCUGUCCCUCCCCGAGCCUGAGCCCUGGAGGACGUCCGGGGCCAGCCCCCGCCACGGCCUGGCGCAGGGAGCCCGCUCCAGCUCCCUGCAGGUGCCCCACGGCCUCUCCGAGUACCAGGGGCUGCCCCCUCGAGCCGCCAGCUUCGACGUGCCGUGCGGUCGGGAAGACGCCUCGUCCGAUCAGGGUUCGGGGUCGCUGAGCCCCCACGGCGUGCAGCGGCGGCGCGGCGGCCUCGUGGAGCAGAAAGACAUCAUCAUGGCUCACCAGGCUCACAAAAUCCAGAGCACGCCGCAGGCCCGCAGGAAGGAGUGGGAAAUGGCUCGCUUCGGAGACGAGUUCGCUCCCGGCGCGGUGGACUCCGGAGACGGGGACCCGGAGCGCGGCGGGGAGGGACAGGACGCGGCGGCGGUGGCUGCGGGGCUCACGGCUUCCAUACGGCAAGCCAAGGCUCAGCGGGCCCGGACCAUGGCCAUGUACAACCCCGUCCCCCACCGGCAGAACUGCCUCACCGUCAACCGGUCGCUCUUCAUAUUCGCAGAGGACAACAUCAUCAGGAGAACCGCGAGGCGGAUCAUCGAAUGGCCACCAUUCGAGUACAUGAUCCUGGCCACCAUCACCGCCAACUGUGUCGUCCUGGCCCUGGAGCAGCACCUCCCCGGAGAAGAUAAGACCCCCAUGGCAAAGAGACUGGAGAAGACGGAGCCGUACUUCAUCGGGAUCUUCUGCUUCGAGGCCGGCAUAAAGCUGUUGGCCCUCGGUUUUGUGUUCCAUAAAGGCUCCUACCUGAGGAACGGCUGGAACGUCAUGGACUUCAUCGUCGUGCUGAGCGGGAUCCUGGCCACAGCAGGCGCCCACAUGAACAUCCCGGUCGACCUUCGGACCCUGAGGGCUGUGCGAGUGCUGAGACCCCUCAAGCUCGUCUCCGGCAUCCCAAGCCUGCAGAUUGUGCUGAAGUCCAUCAUGAAGGCCAUGAUCCCGCUGCUGCAGAUCGGCCUGCUGCUGUUCUUCGCCAUCCUCAUGUUCGCCAUCAUCGGCCUGGAGUUCUACAGCGGGAAGCUCCACCAGACCUGCCUGCCGUCCGACGCCCUCCUCGACAACGAGACGGUGGACUCGUCGGAGUUGGCGUUCGCCUGCGGAGUCAGGAAGUGCCCCGACAUGUACGACUGCAACGACACCUGGAUCGGACCCAACGACGGCAUCACGCAGUUCGACAACAUCCUGUUCGCCGUGCUCACCGUCUUCCAGUGCAUCACCAUGGAGGGCUGGACGGCCGUCCUCUACAACACCAACGACGCCUUGGGUAUGACGUGGAACUGGAUGUACUUCAUCCCCCUCAUCAUCAUCGGCUCCUUCUUCGUGCUGAACCUGGUGCUGGGGGUCCUGUCAGGAGAAUUUGCCAAAGAGAGGGAGCGGGUGGAGAACCGGCGGGCCUUCAUGAAGCUGCGGCGCCAGCAGCAGGUGGAGCGCGAGCUGAAUGGCUACCGGGCCUGGAUAGACAGGGCAGAGGAGGUAAUGCUGGCAGAGGAGAAUAAAAGUUCUGGGAGGUCUCCCCUGGACGUGCUGAAGAGAGCGAGCAAGAAGACCGGCGCGCGCAGAGGAGCGCCGGGGGACGAGAAGUACACGGACACGUCCACCGCCAGCAUGUCGCGCUCCAGGAUGAACUUCCGCAGCGGGCGGCGAGGCCCGGCCGCCUACCUGCGGCGCAAAGAGCGCAUGCUACGCAUCUCCAUCCGCCGCAUGGUGAAGACGGACACCUUCUACCUGAUGGUGCUCAGCCUCGUGGCGCUCAACACCGUCUGCGUGGCCAUCGUCCACCACAACCAGCCCGCCUGGCUGACCGUCUUCCUCUACUACGCAGAGUUUGUUUUCCUCGGGCUGUUUUUGGCUGAGAUGUUUUUGAAGAUGUACGGUCUGGGUUUCCGGCUCUACUUCCAUUCAUCUUUCAACUGCUUCGACUGUGGGGUCAUCGUUGGCAGCAUCUUUGAGGUGGUUUGGGGCUUCUUCAGGCCCGGCAUGUCCUUCGGGAUCAGCGUGCUGAGGGCCCUGCGACUCUUGAGGAUUUUCAAAAUCACAAAGUACUGGGCGUCUCUCAGGAACCUGGUGGUGUCCCUCAUGAGCUCCAUGAAGUCCAUUAUCAGCCUGCUGUUUCUCCUCUUCCUCUUCAUCGUGGUGUUUGCUCUGCUGGGGAUGCAGCUUUUUGGAGGAAGGUUUAUCUUUGAAGAUUACACUCCCACCAACUUUGACACGUUUCCAGCUGCCAUCAUGACGGUGUUUCAGAUCCUGACUGGCGAGGACUGGAACGAGGUGAUGUAUGAUGGGAUCCGCUCGCAGGGCGGAGUGCAGUACGGCAUGUGGUCUUCCAUCUACUUCAUAGUGCUUACCUUGUUCGGAAACUACACUCUGCUCAACGUCUUCUUGGCCAUCGCUGUGGAUAAUCUGGCCAACGCGCAGGAGCUGACGAAGGAUGAAGAGGAGGAGGAGGAGUUCUUCAACCAGAGAUACGCCAGGGGCAGAGACGGCCUGAUAUCUGAUGGGAGGAGACGACCGUACCUGUACAGGAAGCGAGCCAUCCACCGAGGCCGCCCGAACUUCCCGGAGGAGCCCGAGGAGCGGGCGGGGGCCGCCGACGAGCAGCCCCUCAAGGGCCCCAGCGCCUUCGUCACCCGGCGCGAGAGGAGGAGGAAGGUCCACAUGUCCGUGUGGGAGCAGAGAGCCAAUCAGCUGCGCAAACGCCGGCAGAUGGCGAGCAGAGAGGAGCUGGUCGCAAGCGCCGCGGAGGACACCGCCGAAACCCCCGCCGUCCCCCAAGAGGCCGCCCCGGCUCACCUGCCCGGGUCCCCCGCCUCCACGGGGAUGCCCCUCCCCGAGGACGCCACGUCGGUGGCCAUCGCCAUCCCCGAGCCGCCGGCCGCCGAGCCUCUGGUGAACCUCAGCGAGGAGAAAACGGGGGGGCCCAACCACCGGGCCGCCGGCGGCGGCGGGGGCCGGCACAGGAUGGCCCGCAAGUUCAGGCCCGGCCAGGGGCCGGACGAGGGGGCGCGGCACAGGAGGCACCGGCACCGGGACGCUCGCUCCGAGGCCAAGAGCCUGGACUGCGGCCAGGCGCCGCAUGAGGAGCCACACGCCAGACGCUCGCGCAGCCAGGAGAGGAAGACGCUGGACGAGGGGGAGGAGAAGGACGAGGGUGCAGGAGGCGGGUCGGUCCCAGACGACGGCGCAACGUGCAUCGUCAACCCGUACGCAGAAGACGGCGAAGACGCCCGCAGAGAGAUUCCCGAUCCUCCCCAGUGUGAGCAGCCGGCGGACGCCACCUGGCCGGAGCAGGGCGACGGCGUCCCCGCGGGCCAAGCCGGCCCCGAGGAGACCGCCUCGGAGGCCGCCGGGUUCACCGCGAGGUCCUGCGAGUCCGGGAGCCGGCCCGCCUCCGUCAAACGGGGGGACAGGUCCAGGUCGGCGGCGAGCGUGGCCGUCGAAAUGUCCGCGCAGCCGCUGCUGGAGCUCACGCCGAUGACAGGGAACAGCAAAGAGUUGGAGGCGUACAGUUCUGAGCAGACGGACAGAGACGAGGAGACGGAGGACGAGGGAGGCGAGCCUCCGGUUCCCGCCAAACCCGCCGCUCCGGAUAGCAUGUUCAUCUUCAAAGCCUCCAACCCCAUCCGGAAGGUCUGUCACUACGUGGUCACCAUGCGCUACUUCGAGAUGUCCAUCCUCCUCGUGAUCGUGGCGAGCAGCAUCGCUCUGGCCGCCGAGGACCCCGUGUGCACCAACUCGGACAGGAACAAGGUCCUCCGUUAUUUCGACUACGUCUUCACUGGAGUGUUCACCUUUGAGAUGAUCAUCAAGAUGAUAGACCAGGGUCUCAUCCUGCACGACGGCUCAUACUUCCGAGACAUGUGGAACAUCCUGGACUUCAUCGUGGUGGUGGGAGCUCUGAUUGCCUUCGCUCUGACGAAUGUGAUGGGAAACAACAAAGGCAGAGACAUCAAGACGAUAAAGUCCCUCAGAGUCUUGAGGGUUCUUCGUCCUCUAAAAACCAUCAAAAGGCUUCCUAAACUCAAGGCUGUUUUCGACUGCGUGGUCACAUCUCUGAAGAACGUCUUCAACAUCCUCAUCGUGUACCAGCUCUUCAUGUUCAUCUUUGCUGUCAUCGCCGUGCAGCUCUUCAAGGGGAAGUUCUUCUACUGCACCGACAGCUCCAUGAACUCGGAGAAGGAAUGCCAAGGCUACUACAUCGACUACAGCCGAGACAAGAAGGAGGUGAAGAGGAGAGAGUGGAAGAGACACGAGUUCCACUACGACAACGUCUGCUGGGCCCUGCUCACGCUCUUCACCGUCUCCACCGGAGAGGGCUGGCCCGAAGUCCUGCAGCACUCCACCGACGUGACGGAGGAGAGCAUGGGGCCGAGCCGCGGGAACCGCAUGGAGAUGUCCGUCUUCUACGUGGUCUACUUCGUGGUCUUCCCCUUCUUCUUCGUCAACAUCUUCGUGGCGCUGAUCAUCAUCACCUUCCAGGAGCAGGGCGACAAGAUGAUCCAAGAGUGCAGUCUGGAGAAGAACGAGCGCGCCUGCAUCGACUUCACCAUCAGCGCCAAGCCGAUGACCCGCUACAUGCCGCAGAACAGGCAGACCUUCCAGUACAGGCUGUGGCACUUUGUGGCGUCGCCCUCGUUUGAGUACACGGUGCUCGUGAUGAUCGCUCUCAACACGGUGGUGCUCAUGAUGAAGUACCACUCGGCGCCGGCAGCCUACGACAUGGUCCUGAAACACCUCAACUCGGCCUUCACCGUCCUCUUCUCCAUGGAGUGUGUCCUGAAGAUCCUGGCGUUUGGAUUGGUGAACUACUUUCGGGAUACUUGGAAUAUUUUCGAUUUCAUCACCGUUCUCGGCAGCAUCUCUGAGAUAAUUGUGGAUUUGCAGUCGGUGAACACCAUCAACAUGAGCUUCUUGAAGCUCUUCCGAGCCGCCCGGCUGAUCAAGCUGCUCAGGCAGGGCUACACCAUCCGCAUCCUGCUGUGGACCUUCGUUCAGUCCUUCAAGGCCCUUCCUUACGUCUGUCUUCUGAUCGCCAUGCUUUUCUUCAUAUACGCCAUCAUCGGAAUGCAGGUGUUUGGAAACAUCAAGCUGAAUGAUGAGAGUCACAUCAACCAACACAACAACUUUAAGACCUUUUUCAGUGCGCUGAUGCUGCUCUUCAGGAGCGCCACGGGGGAGUCCUGGCAGGAGAUAAUGCUCUCCUGUCUGGCGGGUCGGGAGUGUGAACCAGACUCCUCCAUCUCCCCGCUCACGACGUCUCCCGACCACGAGGGAGGCUGCGGGACGGACUUUGCGUACUGCUACUUUGUCUCGUUCAUCUUCUUCAGCUCGUUCCUGAUGCUGAAUCUGUUCGUGGCCGUGAUCAUGGACAACUUUGAGUACCUGACGCGAGACUCCUCCAUCCUGGGUCCCCAUCACCUGGACGAGUUUGUCCGCAUCUGGGGGGAGUACGACCGUCUGGCCUGUGGUCGGAUACACUACACUGCCAUGUAUGAGAUGCUGACACACAUGUCGCCGCCCUUGGGCCUGGGCAAGAAGUGUCCCGCUAAGAUCGCCUACAAGAGGUUGGUGUUGAUGAACAUGCCUGUGGACGAGGACAUGACCGUCCACUUCACCUCCACCCUGAUGUCGCUCAUCCGCACAGCUCUGGACAUCAAAAUAGCCAGAGGCGGCGAGGACCGCAUCGCUCUGGAUAGUGAGCUACAGAAAGAGAUCAGCAUCAUUUGGCCUUACCUUCCCCAGAAGAACCUGGACGUGCUGGUGCCCAUCAACAAAGAUACGGACAUGACGGUGGGGAAGAUCUACGCCUCCAUGAUGAUAAUGGACUACUUCAAAACCAACAAGGCCAAGAAGCUCCGGCAACAAAUCGAGGCUCAGAAGAGCAGCUUGAUGUUCAAGCGCCUGGACGCCUCCACGCUGCCGGAGGACAUUCUGUCCGACAGCCAGUCGCUGCCGAUGAUGGCGCACAGCGCAGGCUCCGCCCUGACCAGGGGAGGCUUUUUGGCUUUGAGCCCCAUCUCACCUCAGGAACUGUUUCUGCAGCCCAUAAGCACCGACACUGGUGGUGCUCAAGAGCAGAAUCCGGUGGGCGGGCGCAGUAGGGGGGUUGAAGCCCCACGGGCGCUCCCGUUAGGGAGGGGUCUGUGUGCGCGGGCCUCUUCCACGCCCCGUCUGGCCGUAGAGCUGCAGACGGAGGUCGCAAGUGGCUCCAUGAAGCGCUCGGCCUCCACCGCUGCAGAUGAGCGGGUGAACGGCCUUUGGGAAGAGGAGAAAAGUCCGGAGAGAGUUUAUCGACCUCGUCACAAAAGCUACAAGGCUGCCGUCUCCCGCUCGGAGCACUGGAAGCAGGGCGACAGGGACCGCGGCCGCUCCAAGGAGCGCUGUCACCUGCUUUCUCCCAGCGCGUCCCGCGGGAACUCCGAAGAGAGAAGUCUGCAGCCAUCGCGAUCUUCGAGCGCGGAGGGAGCGCGUCCCCGAGACAAGCAGGGCAACAGCUCGGACAGUCCGGUGCCGUCCACCUCCGAGUCCAGCACCCCCAGCGCCCGGCGCCCCGCCCCGCAGGCCCGCUCCCGCCCCCACAUCUCCUACUCCCCGCUGCACCCCUCCGUCGGCGAGGACGACGACGAACAAGGCAGCCCGCAGACGGUGAGGCGGGGCAAGCCCAACCGGAAGGCCCAAGAGGGGGCCGCGGGCGAGAGACGGAGGGACGCGGACCGAGACCCGUCCCCGCCGCGGCGCUACCCCUCCGAGCCGUUCCUGGCCUCCCAGGAGGGCGACCACAGCCCGGACCCCUCCGGCCCCAUGGAGACGUUGACCUUCGAGGCGGCCGUGGCGUGCAGCCUGGGGCGCUCGAACACCGUCACCUCGUCCCGCCCGCGCUUGCGGACCGGCUGGCAAGUCCCCAACGGACACUUUCGCAAGCGCAUGGCCGCGACGACCGCCGGCGCGGGCUGCGACGCUCUCAGUGACACAGAGGAGGACGACCGGUGCUAGGGGCGGGACGCACGGAGGAGGGAUCUCCGGGGCGGCGGCGGCGGCGGCGGCGGCGAGGCGGAGCGACGGUCGACGGGGCUCUUCGGGGGCUGUGAGCCCUCUGGAUGAUUGAUGAGAUGUGAACAAUACUUCCUGAAACUGUAGUUGCCAAUUCACACGGAACACUGACAAUAAAUAAGGUCUAUUUCCUGAUAUGUACUUGAUGAUAGAGAGUAAUAACCCACCGCAAAUAGUUGUGGGGUGCAGAUAAUAAAUGAAUGGGUCAAAUUACGUCUUUUGUUUUGAUAGGCGUUUUCAUUUCUGAAGAUGUUUCUAAAUGAUUCAGUGUUGCUCUUAUCUGUAGGGUGUGUGAAUAUGUAACUACAUUUUCUUAGAAAUUGUAGUUGUUUUGUAAAUACGUUGUGAUCAUCACACCAUUGCCACUCCUUAGACCGGAUAAAGACAAAAAGCCAUGACGAAGAGGCACCUUCACCAGACAUGUGGAAACUAAUAAGUAAAACUCAAUAAUGCUGGAUUUUUUUUUUUACAGUGUGAAUGGAUAUGCAGGGGAAAAACUGCCUGAUUUCCCUCGUUAUUUCAUUUUUUUGUAUUGAACACGCAUUGUAGAAAAUGAAAACAGUUAUCAAAUAACAUAAAGAUGCUUAUACGUUAAUCAUGCCUCCGACCAACUUCAAACCUUCUUCAAAAACGUCUCGUUACUUUUUACCAACCGGCGCCCUUUAAAUUAAACUCUACCGACAAUCAUAUACACAUAACAUUGUGAUUUUACUGAGAAAUUAUACAAAAUGACCUUUCAUCGUUUUCCCCCUUUUUCUUCCUUGUGAAUAUUGUAUGAAUCACUGCAGACGAUCACUGUAAAAACACCCCCGACACCCCAUGACACAUUUGUUUCGCAAAUUAACAUUACUCUAACUUACUAAUAAUGUACAGGGGAAAUAUACUGUUUUUAAUAUUUAGGGAAAAAAUAACAAUACACAGUAUCAGCUGAUGAGCUUUAGAGGAAUCUUUGGAAAUGUCCAUUUUAAGGUUUGUGGUUUUGUUUUUCGCCUGAUGAAAGGCCAAUUCUGUGAUACUCACAUAACCAAAAAUAUGGAGAUUUGUAUCAUAGGUACCUGGAAUGCAAAUACGUUGUGGGAUUUUAUGUGUACAAUAGCUGUAAAUACAAAUAAAGGUGUCCUCAAGCUGCCA
Gasterosteus aculeatus aculeatus (three-spined stickleback) is the source of this 8624-nucleotide messenger RNA. The record is from RefSeq and is a predicted model, not a curated record. NCBI's taxonomy places the organism in Eukaryota, Metazoa, Chordata, Actinopteri, Perciformes, Gasterosteidae.